Gadus macrocephalus (Pacific cod) is the source of this 2551-nucleotide messenger RNA. RefSeq names its product probable G-protein coupled receptor 148. Bases 172 to 1278 code for a protein of 368 amino acids. Gene Ontology annotation, cellular component: membrane. The record is from RefSeq and is a predicted model, not a curated record. NCBI's taxonomy places the organism in Eukaryota, Metazoa, Chordata, Actinopteri, Gadiformes, Gadidae. The transcript is spliced from 4 exons.
UCCGCUCCAUUUGCCCUCAGAGGUUUUUUGUUUGCCAGAGCGAGGUGUCCAAGGUGAUAAAGUACAAAGACAACACAUCGACUUGGCAAUCGGAGGCACUAGAGCAGAAUGGGAGAACACAGCCAACUCUCACUCAGAGUGUGAGCCCAGCCCCUGAGGAGCUGUGGAUGGAUGGGCUGUGAGGAUCCAGAAGCCAUGGAGGAGAACCAGCAGCUGGUUCGCUCACUGCAUUGCGCCUUCAGCAAUUGGUACAACAGCUCGGGCCUCGCCGAGGGCCCCAUGGCUAUGUCCCACCAGACCAACGGCUCCGGGUCCUUGAAGUUACAGAUGGAGGACUUCACCAGCAAGUGGCAGGCCCUUAUGCCCCCACGCCACACCUCGAUAAUGCAUGUGUGCCCCAUACUGAGCUUCCUGGCUGUGUUCUUUGUGGUUCCGGUUAUCGUGGGCAACAUAUUAAACAGGCCGCAGAUGUACCAGGAGACGCGGUACAUCCUUCUGGCCAACGUGUUGCUCAGUGACCUGCUGUUUGUCACCGUGUACAUGCUGAGCACCUGCCUGAAUGCAGCCGGGGUGUUGAUGUUAGAGUGGGCCUGCACUACCCAACUCUUCCUGCUGGCGGCGCUGUUCAGCUCUGGAAUACUCAGCACCAUGGCCAUGGUCCUGGAUACGCUGCUGGCCGUGCUGGUGCCCCUGCGAUACUUCGCCCUGUGGCCAGUCUCCAGGACCAGGAGAGCCGUCGCUGGUAUCUGGGCUGUAUCUCUGCUCUUACCGGCUGGCGUUGUGGGAGUGUUUACCUGGUACCUUUCUGGAACCUGCAACCUCCACCUAUGCUCUGUUCCCGUUCUACUGGUGCUCAACGUCAGCUACUCCCCGCCCUUGCAGUUGGCGAUGCUGCUCUCCGUGGCGGCCAUCCUGCUGAUCCUACUGCUGGUGUUUUCCGGCUACGUGGCCGUGUGCUGCCGCACCUGCAAGGCGGGUGUAUGGAAGGGUGAGAGCUCGUCCCGGGCCAAAGGCACCUUCCUCAUCCACUAUCUGCACCUCUUCCUGUCCUUCUGCCCCAUGCUGGUCCUGGCCUACAAGCUGAUGUGGUACUGCUACUACGGAGUGCAGGACCUGCGCGCCGACUUAUGGUUGUCUCUGGUCAUGUGCAACGUGCUGCUGAUGCUUCCCAAGGCCCUCGCACCCUACCUGUACGGCUUCAGAUACAGGGACCUGAGGAAGGCCCUGCUCCUCUUCUACGGCAUCAGACGUGGCACGCCCAUCGAGCCCAUCACCUGAACUUGAGCCCGGUGCAAAAUAAUUAAACAUUGGACCUUAAAAAAAGAAUAAGAAAAGACAUUGUGUUAUUUGUGGUUAAUUAAGUGUUAUAAAAGCCUUUUUGGGUGUCAAGCAACAAAGUUGCGAGACGACCUAUUGUUUUUGUAUGUUUUCCUAUUAUUAUUAUUAUUAUUCUGUCAUGGGAGUCUAUGGCAGCCCAUAGAACGCCUUGGUGAAAAGUUGUGAAAUUUGGCACACUGGUUCAGGACAGCCCCAUUAGCCCAAAAAGGCAAUUUCAGGUCGCUAGCCCAACAGCUCUAGCGCCACCAACAGGUCAAAUUUGCACUUGCAUUCAUGUUUAUAACUUUCGACCCAUUCAUCCAAUAUUCACAAACCAGGCAUCAUUGGAUUCCUUGAACCAAGCCGAGUUCAACGUUACGCACCCUAUGACGUCAUUUUGCCCCAUGAUGGAUUUUCCGCCAUCUGUGUUUAUGUUGAAAACAUAAACACAAUCAUCUCGAUUCUUUGCACACAUGAUCUUCAGGCCAUGCUUGAUAUAAAAAUAUGAAAGAUCUUUCAAAUUCAAAACCGUUUGGCCGCUACAGCCAAUCAAUCAAAAAAAUCAAUUUGGCGGUCAUUGACCUCUAGGGGGCGCUAUAAUUAACAAAGACGUUUUUUAACUCCUCUCUCUUCGAGUGAGAAUAUUUCAAACAAAUCUUCUAUGUCUGGUGAUACUCUCAGACCGCCCCAUAUAGCUCAUAAAAUAUUUCCCAUUGGAACAUCAGAAAUUGACCGCCAUGUUGAAAGUUGUCCAAAUCAACAUUACAUAUCCACAGGCCACAAAUUAUGUCCAAUCAUCAUGAUGGUGAACGAUGACCGUCGUUCACCUCGAUCUAACUCUUUAUGGGAUUACACUGACUGAAAUGAAUUGUAGGUCUUUAAAUUGAACUUUAAAUUCAACGAGUAAAAUUAACCUACACUUGAAUAAGAUAGAAAUGUUAAAGUUUAACAACAGUGUCUACCUCAUUGCCUUGUUUUGACAUGGCCGGUAAAAUCUAUUAAAUGAUGUAAUGAAUAAAGAUCGAUAAACAUAACGUAGGUAGCGAUACACGAUCGAAAAGCCAUAAAUGUACUGUUUACCAAAGCGGUCGUUUCAACAUUAUGAAUAUGUAUCUUUUUUAUAUCAUUCUGACAAAGUGGGCGAAUUCAAGGCGGAAGAGCUCACAUGUUCCAACUUUUUGUACACGGAGCUUUGUUUGCAAACAAAAUAGAGCCACGUGGAGCGAUGGCGCAG